AUGUUGUCUCAGGCAUUAGCUGUGCUUUCCUAUUUGAGUAGGUGGCAAGUCAACGCGGCACAUGCUGUAGACAACUUUGAAAAAUUUUCCCUGCUUCAAAGUAAUACUGCCGACUUUACGCGCGGAUUCCAGCGUCUCGUACAACGUAUACAAGCGGAGAAUUAUUUUGUUAGUUAUUUUCUAUUAAAGAAUCAGCCAGCGGAUUGUGUCGACGAGCAAUUACCGUUAAAUUUUGCACUACCCUUCAUGCAACUAAACGAAAGUGAAACAAUUUAUGUGCGCGGUAGUGGCAAUAGCUUCUUAUUGGCCAUACUGUGUAUUGAUAAAUUAACUAAAAAGGAUUUAGUUUCGAAAUUCGCCAGAGACUUGCAGCACAUACGCACCAGACGCGUCUUGGCCAUACACAAUGGAAAUCUUACGGCGAGUGCUCCAUCUGAUAAUGAGAACUUCUUCCGACACUGUAUGCAGGAGAAAUUUCUUCAUGUCAUACUCAUACAUCGCGACUUCGCCACAACAAAUCUCUAUCAUUCCUACAAUCAAUUUCCCAACUUCGAAUUGGAAAUUCGCAAUCUGCAGUCAAGGUCACCAAUCUAUCCGAAUCGUUUCGAAAAUGUCGGCAGAACAAAAUUAAGAGUUUUACCCGAUAAAAUUGCGCCAAUUACCAUAUUACAUGAAAUCGGAAACAAAACCAUCUUGGAGGGCUACAUCGGCUACUUUCUGAAGACAUUCGCAGCAAGAUAUAAUUUUCAACUUUGGUUGCCUGAUAAUUAUGUAUUGAGUGCAAAUCGUAUUAUUUCCAUGGAAGAGAUACGUCAGGCCGCGCGCAACAAUUCGAUCGAUGUGGGCGCAAGUUUGUCGACCCCACAAAAAGCGGCUAACUUACACGAAUACAUCUAUCCCAUUGAGUUCUUUCAAUGGUUGACAAUGUUGCCGGUGGAGCCGCCCUUGGAAGCAUAUUACUUUUUCAUCACCAUUUUUAGACCAACAUACUUGCUUGCCAUAUAUAUUAUUGCCUAUUGUGUUUGCAUCAUAUUUGCGAUUGAAGUGAAAUUGCGUGGCGGAAAUUUUCGUUGGGAUCGUUCCUUGCUGCUUAUACUCAUAAAUCCCUGGAAUUUAGACCUGCUACGCGGCUUCCUCAGUCAGUCUACCGCAAUGCGUUUAAACUCAGCCACCCGACGCAUCAUUUUCUUACAAAUAUUCGCAAUUGUUGGGGCACUGAAUUACACAUUCUCAAGACAUAUGUUCAAUUGGCUUACAGUACCGCCACACGGUCAACCGAUUGGUAAAUUUAGUGAUUUGGCUGAGCAUAAUCUUAAAAUACUCAUCCCAGAGCCCGAUAUAGCGGAAAUCUCAUUUUAUCGUGGUGAAAAUUUUUGGCUUGAAUAUGGUCAUAUAUUCAAAGUGGUGAAGACUUUUGAAGAAUUUGAGGAUGGCCUACGCACAAUGGAUAAUCGUUAUGCUUAUAUAAUGGACACAUUAGUUUGGCCCAUAACGGAACAACGUCAAAUGUAUUUCAAACAUCCAGUAUUUCGUUUAUCUAACGAGUUGUAUUACACAAAGGGUGCCCUAUUGAGUUUACCAAUCAGUGAGAAUUCUAUGUAUAAAGAUCUUUUAAGUGCCUUUUGUUUGCGCGCCCAGGAAAAUGGUCUACUAGACCACUGGUAUAAAAUGACUUUCUUCACAAUGCUCUCGCUGGGCCGUUUUAAUUUAGAGGAUACCAGUGACUACCGUGGUCACGAGAUGCUUACCUUAAAGGAGUUUGAAUGGGUGUGGAUUGCAUUUAGUGUUGGCAUGGGAUUGAGUGGAUUGACGUUUGUAUUGGAGGGUGUUUGGUAUAAGUUCACAUUAAUAUUAGAUAAAUAA
Ceratitis capitata (Mediterranean fruit fly) is the source of this 1863-nucleotide messenger RNA. RefSeq lists its product as uncharacterized. The transcript has a single exon. NCBI's taxonomy places the organism in Eukaryota, Metazoa, Arthropoda, Insecta, Diptera, Tephritidae. The record is from RefSeq and is a predicted model, not a curated record. Bases 1 to 1863 code for a protein of 620 amino acids.